Cervus elaphus (red deer) is the source of this 2660-nucleotide messenger RNA. It is a transcript of the gene NRSN2, whose product is annotated as neurensin 2. The coding region runs from base 570 to 1181 and encodes 203 amino acids. Lineage: Eukaryota; Metazoa; Chordata; Mammalia; Artiodactyla; Cervidae. Gene Ontology annotation, cellular component: neuron projection; neuronal cell body; transport vesicle. The record is from RefSeq and is a predicted model, not a curated record. Gene Ontology annotation, biological process: nervous system development. The transcript is spliced from 3 exons.
AGACCCCACCCACCUCUCUGCGGAAAACUCAUCCCCAUCCCUCUCUGCCUCAGUUUCCCUCUAGGAAAAAGGAUGCGCUUAAGGAACCUGUGGUCGGGUCUGAAACAGUGUGCGCUAGUGGGCGGGGGGAGUUGGCCUGCUUUCCUGGGCCUCGGACCCCCUCCCCUCCUCCCCAGCACCUCCUGGCCAGAGCGACACUGGAUGCUGGAGUGAGAGGGUCUCGGGGUCUGGGAAGGAGAACUGAGACCCCAUAAAGGCGAGAGACUCCAUCCAUCUUCUGGCCCUUGCGCCUGUCAUCGCUCACCUCCUGGCCGCAGCCUUCCUCCCCCAAACCCAGGAGCCCCCUCCUCUUCCUGGAGCUCCUCCCGCUUCCUGCCUAAGGACUGCUCCCCGGCGGUUCCUAUGGCAACCUAGGUCCAGGGUCCUCAGCAUCCUCUCCCUCCCUUCCCCAGACCGCCGGUCCGCCUCCCGGCAACCCUAAAAGGAGAGGGAGGGGCCAGGUCGACGAGCGCGGGGGCAGCGUCAAGGUCACCUUCCUGCUCCGACGCCAGUGGGAUCAGGGACCCAGGAUGCCGAGCUGUGACCGUCCCUGCAGCUGCAGCCGAGGCCCUAAUGUGGAAGAUGGCAAAUGGUAUGGGGUCCGCUCCUAUCUACACCUCUUCUACGAGGACUGUGCAGGUACCACCCUCAGCGAGGACCCUGAGGGGCCUCCCGUACUGUGCCCUCAUCAGUCUUGGCCCACACUGUGCUGGAAGAUCAGCUUGUCCUCUGGUGCCCUGCUUCUGCUGCUGGGUAUGGCGGCCCUGAUCACUGGCUACGCAGUGCCCCCCAAGUUGGAGGGCAUCGGAGAGGGCGAGUUCCUGGUGUUGGAUCAGCGAGCGGCCGACUACAACCAGGCCCUGGUCACCUGCCGCCUGGCGGGCACAGUGCUCUGCGGGGCAGCUGGGACCCUGCUGGCCAUCUGCCUGAUCUGGGCCAUGACUGGUUGGCUGGGCCAGGACACGAAGGCGGAACCCUUGGAUACUGAAGCAGACGGCCACGUGGAGGUCUUCGGGGAUGAGCUGGAGCAGCAGUUGUCCCCCAUCUUCCAUGAUGCCAGUGGCCAGUCUUGGUUCUCGCCACCCACCAGCCACUUUGGGCAGUCCUCUGUGCAGACCAUCCAGCCCAAGCGGGACUUUUGAGCUGCCCAUGAAGCCAGAGGAGGAGCCAGACCUGGGGUCUAGAGGCUUCCUCCUCCCCACCACAACCCACGUUCCCACCACAUCCCUAACUUAUCCCUUUCAGUGGGUCCCCUUCCAUUGAAGCCCUUAGAAGACCCAACCCCAAGUCAGAAAGUCUGGACCUCACAUCUCUGUGUCCCUUCCCAGGGGUGGGGCCCUAACUCAUCCAAGAUGCCAGCCUUCCCUGAGUCCCCACAAAACUGCCUACCCAUCCCUCCUCUACAAGACCAUUCAGAAACAGAAAACACCUCCCUCACCCUGUCCACACUCUUUCCUCUAUAUGACCUUGGACAAGUCCCUUAACCUUUCAGACCAUCAGUUCCUGCCUCUGUACUAUGAGCGAUGUGGACCAGAUUCUAGAGUUCCAUGACUUUCUUUUUCUCCCCAGGAUAUAAGUAUUACCUGCCAUAGACAAAGAUGGGGGAGGGGUAGUAGGGUCCUUCUUACCCACUGACCCCUCCCUCUGUCGGCUGCACCAGGAUGCCUUGGAUGAGUCAAAGAUGCUCACUAGGACCAAGAUAGUGUGAAAGUAUUGACCACCCUACAGUAUGCUUUCUGUGCAUUUUGCUGUCAGAGCCCCUGAGUCCACCCCAUCCUGAACUAGUCCCAGUUUACAGAUAAGGUGGUUGAGAGAGGCUGGCAGUCCACCUGCCUGAGUUUGCAGGAACUUGGACCCACGUCUCUAGACUCCUGGGACAGAUCUUGUUGUAUGGUUAGAGCACGAUGCCACACCUUCCUGGCCAUCAGGGGACCCCCCUCAGGGGUGGCACAGGUUUGGCCUAAAGAGACUUGUUCAAUCACUCAGUCGUGUCCAACUCUGCAACUCCAGGGACUGCAGCAUGCCAGGCUUCCCUGCCCUUCACCAUCUCCCAGAGCUUGCUCAAACUCAUGUCCAUUGAGUCAGUGAUGCCAUCCAGCCAUCUCAUCCUCUGUUGUCCCCUUCUCCUCCUGCCUUCAAUUUUUCCCAACAUCAGGGUCUAGUCUCCCAGAGAGACUGGCUGAUGCCUAAUGGUCCAGAUGGCUCAGAAGAUACUUUGGAUAUGCAUUUAAAUAGUCUCUAAGAGCCAGAAGACAGGAGAACUGGAAUGUCUUUGCCCCUCAGAGCCCACCCACCUAGAAACCAUCAGCCACAGGUCCUGACCUCACACUGCAACAAAUGUGCCUUCUGAAGGCACUGGUCCAUCUCCACAGCCACAUGCAGCGUCUCUGUUCCCAACCACUAGGGGGAGCUCCAAGACAGCUGGAGAAAGGCCCAAGGCCCAUGCCUCUACCAUCCCCCCUCAGUCUCACCGGAGUCGGGGUAUGGGAGGGUAGGGGGCUUUGGGGCAGGCCAUCCUGGGAGGGUCCUCAGUCCUCCUCCAGCAGGCAGGCUCUACUGCCUCUCCCCAUCUUUCACCCUCCUGCCCCUCCCCCUGCCUUUCAAUAAACAGCUGACAUGGA